Purpureocillium lilacinum is the source of this 3984-nucleotide messenger RNA. RefSeq lists its product as uncharacterized. The record is from RefSeq and is a predicted model, not a curated record. Gene Ontology annotation, cellular component: cytosol. Gene Ontology annotation, molecular function: 5-oxoprolinase (ATP-hydrolyzing) activity. Gene Ontology annotation, biological process: glutathione metabolic process. NCBI's taxonomy places the organism in Eukaryota, Fungi, Ascomycota, Sordariomycetes, Hypocreales, Ophiocordycipitaceae.
AUGGGCUCCGUUGAACCGCUCUCCCGGGGCUACAUCCGAGUCGCCAUAGACAGGGGAGGGACAUUCACUGAUGUCCAUGCGUACAUCCCUAAUGUGGCUGGGAGCGAGCUCAUCCUCAAGCUGUUGUCGGUAGAUCCUCGGAAUUAUCAGGAUGCCCCAACUGAAGCUAUCCGGCGCGUACUCUCGCAUUUUCGAGGCGCCGAUGUGUCACGAAGUGAGCCCCUGGACAUUUCGGAAGUUGAGUCGAUCCGAAUGGGGACAACAAUUGCCACAAAUGCCCUGCUUGAGAGGCAAGGUGAGCGAGUGGCUCUCUUGAUCACCAAAGGCUUCAGAGACCUCUUGGUCAUCGGCAAUCAGGCAAGACCACAUAUUUUCGAUCUGAGUGUCCAGAAGCUCCACAACCUCUACGAAAAGGUCGUUGAGAUUGAUGAGCGAGUCACCAUGGAGGAAUUUCUAGAGAACCCGGAGAAAGUUCCAAUUGAUAUCAGUCAAGAUGAUGCCCUUGUGGAGGGAAUCACCGGAGAGCCUGUGAGAAUCCUCAGGCGGCCCGACAUGGAAGAAAUCCGUGAACAACUUGAGCAUCUGAAAAGGGAGAGCUUCAAAAGCCUCGCACUUUGCCUGAUCCAUUCAUAUAUAUACCCGAACCACGAGCGUGAGAUUGCACUGUUAGCGAGGAGCAUGGGGUUUGACGUGUCUGUGUCAUCAGAGCUGCAGCCUACGAUAAAGAUGGUGUCCCGGGGAAACUCAGCGACGGCGGAUGCUUACCUGUCGCCCUUGAUCCACCGAUAUGUGAGAGACUUCAGCACCGGAUUCAAGGACGGAAUGGCGGCGGUAGCCCCCAAGCUUCUGUUCAUGCAGAGUGAUGGUGGUCUUUGCUCCUGGAAGAACUUUUCUGGUCUGCGAGCCAUUCUCUCGGGACCAGCGGGCGGGGUUAUAGGAUAUGCUCAGUCGUGCUUUGACCCGGCAACCGGGACGCCAGUGAUCGGCUUCGACAUGGGUGGAACGUCGACCGACGUGAGCCGAUUCAGUGGCAAGUACGACCAUAUUUUCGAGUCUGAGACCGCCGAAGUCACCCUGCAGACACCGCAGCUGGACAUAAACACCGUCGCUGCUGGUGGCGGCUCGAUCCUGCAUUGGAAGAAUGGGCUUUUCGCAAUUGGGCCCGAUUCUGCUGGCGCCCAUCCUGGCCCGGUAUGCUACCGUAAAGGUGGACCCCUGACUGUCACAGAUGCCAAUCUGUUUCUGGGCCGUCUACGACCAGAAUACUUUCCUGCCAUAUUCGGCCCAGAUGAAGACCAGGCCCUUGACUAUGAUGCGACUGCGGCGGCCUUUACCCAAUUGACAGCCGAUAUCAACAGUGAGGAGAGGAUGAACCUGACCCCGGAAGAAGUUGCCAGCGGCUUCCUCCGCGUCGCAAACGAAAGCAUGAGCCGACCCAUACGCUCACUGACAGAAGGGCGAGGAAUCAGAACAUCGGAUCAUAUGCUCGCUACCUUCGGUGGUGCCGGUGGCCAGCACGCAUGUGAUGUUGCCGAAGCACUGGGGAUCGAACGAGUCACAAUUCACCACUUCUCUUCCGUUUUGUCGGCAUUUGGGAUGGCCUUGUCAGACCUUGCGUACGAAUUCCAACAGCCGCGCGCUGCCGUACUUUCACAACUGAGUGAGGAGCAACUCGAGGCCGAAUUUGGUGCCAUGUCAAAUGAGGCUGUCCACGGACUCAACGCGCAGGGGUUCACAGACAGCUCCAUUGAGUUCGAGUUCUUCCUCAACCUGAGAUACAAAGGAACUAACAGCACGUUAAUGAUUCGAAAGCCGGUCGACGAUUGGGACUUCUGUCGUGUCUUUCUGGAGCAACACCAAGAAGAGUUUGGCUUCACGCUCGAUCGGGAGAUUCUGGUCGAGGACAUUCGCGUACGCGCUUUAGGAAAGACGUCGGGCCUUGACCUCACGAGCGUGAGCGAGGCUAUGAAAGGUACGGCCUUGCUCUCGGUAGGGUCCGAUAAAGCCGUCAAGGAAACUCGAUUGUACACUGGCGCUAGCUGGCAGGACGUUCCACUUUACAAGCUCGAGGAUCUUCCUACAGGGGCCAGGAUUGCGGGACCGGCAAUAAUACUGGACCAAACACAAACGAUUCUAGUUCAGCCAGCGUGGUCCGCAACAUGCCUUUCUCGACAUCUGGUGCUCGAGAAGGAGGUCGGUUUGAAGAAUGCAUCUCAAUUAGAGAACGAUGAUUUCGUCGACCCAAUUCAACUCUCUGUGUUUGGACAUCGCUUCAUGAGCAUUGCCGAGCAAAUGGGUCGAUCCCUAUCAAAGACGUCGGUCUCGAUCAACAUCAAGGAGCGCCUCGACUACUCAUGCGCCGUCUUCUCGCCUUCCGGGGGCUUGGUCGCUAAUGCUCCGCACAUCCCGUGUCAUCUGGGUGCAAUGGGGCAUGCUGUCGCUUAUCAAGCCGAGAAAUGGGGCAAUGCUCUGCGGCCGGGGGACGUACUCGUCUCGAACCAUCCCGCCUCGGGUGGUUCGCAUCUUCCUGACAUCACUGUUAUAACUCCAGUGAUAGACGAGCUGACAAACGAAGUGCUAUUCUGGGCCGCUUCGAGGGCUCACCACGCUGACAUUGGCGGUAUUGCGGCCGGGUCUAUGCCACCGCACUCCAAGGAGAUAUGGCAAGAAGGUGCCUCAUUCACCUCGUUCAAGUUGGUUGACGGCGGCGUCUUCGAUGAGCAAGGCCUGAUGGAGAUCCUCCUCACUAAGCCUGCGAGCUACCCAGGCUGCACUGGAACUCGCACCUGGUCCGAUAAUCUCAACGAUGUGAAAGCCCAGAUUGCAGCCAACACCAAGGGCAUCAGGCUCAUUAGAGAGGCAAUCAAGGAAUAUGGGUUAUCGACGGUUCAGAAAUACAUGGUUGGCAUCCAGGACAACGCGGAAAAGGUCGUUCGAAGCCUCUUGCGACGUGUCCAUGACCAAUUUAGCGGGUCGCCUCUUGAGGCGGAAGACCAUAUGGACGAUGGGUCAGUCCUAAAACUCAAGAUCAACAUUGACCGAGAAAGAGGCUCAGCCACGUUCGAUUUCACGGGUACGAGCAAGGAAGUAUAUGGAAACCUCAAUGCACCUAGGGCCAUAACCUUCAGUGCCAUCAUCUACGUGCUUCGCUCGCUUGUCAACGAAGACAUCCCUCUCAAUCAAGGCUGUUUGACGCCGAUCAAUGUCGUUCUGCCGGCGGGAACCAUCUUGUCACCAUCACUUGGAGCAGCAACCGUCGGCGGCAACGUUGAAACGUCUCAGCGUGUAACAGAUCUAGUUCUUCGGGCAUUCCAGGCUGCGGCGGCUAGCCAAGGGACUUGCAAUAACCUCUCCUUUGGCUACGGAGGGCAGAUUGUGGACGGGAACCCUGUACCUGGCUUUGGCUACUAUGAGACAAUCGCGGGCGGGGCCGGCGCCGGCCCGGACUGGAAUGGACAAUCUGGCGUCCACGUGCACAUGACGAAUACGCGCAUAACAGAUCCAGAAUCGUUAGAGCGGCGAUACCCUUGCAUUCUACGCGAGUUCAGCCUGCGCAGGGGCUCCGGCGGCGAAGGUUUACACGACGGCGGCGACGGCUGCAUUCGAGAUAUUGAGUUCCGCCGAGAAGUCGACGUCAGUGUGCUCAGCGAACGGCGCAUAGUAAGACCCUUUGGGCUCUGUGGCGGCGAACCGGGUUUGCCCGGUGAAAACAUCUGGAUACGAACGGACGAAUUUGGCACCAGAGAGAUCUUCCUUGGCGGGAAGAACUCUUGUGUCAUGAAGAAAGGGGAUCGCAUCAUUAUAAGGGGUCCCGUCGUUGACGUUUACUGCCUCAUUGACAAGCGUGAUCCUGCUGCUGGAUUCAAACGAUGCCCAGUCGCUUCGGGCCAGGAGGCUCGGGCUGUGGAUUUCUACUGCAUCAUCGACAAGCGCGACUUGAACUCCCCCAUCAAGCGGUGCGGCCCUACCCCGCCCUCAGAGUAG